ACAUAAUUUUUUUUUCCAAAAACAUAUUUACAUGAAAAUAUUAUGAUGCUGACGAAUCUGAAACAGCUUAUGUUCUCUCUGAAAAUGAAACGAAAGAAGAGAGAACGUAACAAUAUCCUCCUUCACGGUUCAAAUGAUAUUUGCGUCGAGCUUAAUCGGAUUCUAUGGCGGAAACGGCACCGUAUCUUCUCCCUCGUAUCCUUCGUCUCCGGUUGUCUCAUCCUUUUAUUGUUCGCCGUCUCGGUUUUCUCUCCUCCUCCCGCCGCCAACCUUCUCUUCCUUCCUCCGCACUCUUUGGUGAGGAAAGAAAUAGCGGCCGUGGAGUCCAAUGCGGUGUUUCAGGUUCCGACAAGUGGAGGAGAUUUAGAUCGUGGUUUAUGGAGUACGAGUCGAUCAAAGCUCUAUUAUGGAUGCAGUAACGCCUCUAACAAGUUUCAAACUGCUGAUAUGAAAACAUAUCCCAACCGGUACUUAUUGAUCUCCACCAGUGGAGGGUUAAAUCAACAAAGAACAGGGAUUGUAGAUUCUGUUGUUGCAGCAUAUAUUCUAAAUGCAACUUUGGUUGUUCCUAGGCUGGAUCAACGUUCUUAUUGGAAAGAUGCCAGUGGUUUUGCUGAAAUAUUCAAUGUCGAUCGGUUCAUUUCAUCGCUCUCUCGAGAUGUCAAAAUAAUCAAAGAGUUACCACUCAAGGGAGGUCAACCUUGGAUACCACGUCGCAUGGCUGUUCCGAGGAAAUGCAAUGAGAGAUGUUAUCAGACUCGUGUUCUACCUGUUCUAACUAAGAAGCAAGCUAUUGAGCUUAGAAAAUUCGAUUAUCGGCUUUCGAAUCGGUUGGAAACUGAUUUACAAAAGCUUAGAUGUAGGGUAAAUUACCAUGCUUUAACAUUCACAGAUCCCAUUCUUGAUAUGGGUAAACUCUUGGUUGAAAGGAUGAGGAUGAAAGCUAAGCAUUUUAUAGCAUUGCACUUGAGGUUCGAACCUGAUAUGCUUGCAUUCACCGGAUGUUAUUAUGGUGGAGGAGAUAAAGAAAGGAGGGAACUUGGGAAAAUCCGGAGGAGGUGGAAAGCUUUACAUGCGAGCAACCCCGAAAAGAUGAGAAGGCAAGGCAGAUGUCCGCUAACUCCAGAGGAAAUUGGUUUAAUGUUGAGAGCAUUGGGGUUCGGAAGUGACGUUCACAUUUACGUGGCGUCCGGUGAAGUAUAUGGAGGUGAAGAGACGUUAGCCCCACUCAAAGCAUUGUUCCCUAAUUUUCAUUCGAAAGAAACUAUAGCCACUGAGGCGGAGUUAGCACCAUUUUCAAGUUUUUCCAGUCGAAUGGCCGCAUUGGAUUACAUUGUUUGCGACGAAAGCGAUGUUUUCGUCUCGAACAAUAAUGGAAACAUGGUUAGAAUGAUAGCUGGUCGAAGGAGAUACUUCGGACAUAAACCAACAAUCCGACCAAACGCAAAGAAACUAUACAAAUUGUUCAUGGCACGAAACAACAUGACAUGGGAAGAAUUUGCUACUAAGGUUCAAGCUUUUCAAGUAGGUUUCAUGGGAGCACCAAAAGAAGUGAAACCAGGUAGAGGUGAGUUCCAUGAAAACCCGACUAGCUGUAUAUGUGAAACUACAGGAACCGAAACUAUUCAAAAAGAAACACAAGAAGAAGACCAUGAAAAUGACAACAAUGGAAGAGAUACAGCUGAAGUAAAUGAUGAACAAGAUCCUAUUGAGGAAGAUCUAGAUUGGAUCGAAGAUGAUUAUUCAGACAACAUUAAAGACCUGCCUGAUACAGACAGCAAUGUAUUAACAAAACAAGAACAACCUGAAGUGGAAGAGUUGUUUUCAGAUUAAUGAAAGACCAGGUUUGGGAAUCUGGUAAUGAGCCUUUUUUUUGUUCCCUCCCUUAAAAUUCUUUGGAAUUUUUUUGGUAAAAAGUAACUUAGAGACCCUUUGUUAAGAAUUGGAUUAUAUUUUGCCCCUUUUCUCAACAAACAUUAAAUUAGUCUUUUUACUUUAGAUCAAAGAACAAUUGGUCCUUUCUGUUAAGAAUUUCAUCCAUUUCACGUGAAUCUCAUUCUAAUAUACAUGGACUAGUUUUUAAUAAUAGAAAUGGAUGAAAUUUUUAAUAAAAGUAUCCGUUUGUUGUUUGAUCUAAUAUAUAAAGAUUAAUUUUCACAUUGUUUUGAGUAGAGGAAUUAAAAUACAAUCUGAUUCCUAAUUCGAAGGUGUUUACGGUACUUUUACCGAAUUAUUUUACUAUCAUAAGUUGGAGAAAAUGGAGGUUGCUGCCAUGGACAAAGAUAUUUCAGUCUGUGUAGAUAAAAGGCCAGGUCAGGCGUGGACAAUGGCAAUGAACAAGUGGAGGUUUAGGGCAUAACGGUUUCUGUAUAUGUUGGCGGUGAGGAGUAGAACAAGGAACUUGUUGCUUCUUAUUACAUUAUCGUGUUGGACGAAUUUAUGCGGUAAGGCAAAAAUGAUGAUGGAUCACUGUAUGGGGUUAGUGCAGUUGUUAAGUUGUAUCUUUUUUUACCCUCUUUACUUAAAGAAAGAAAAAAAAACAAAAUAAUAGAUAAUAAAAGGAAAAAGGAAAAAGGAAAAAAAGGUAACUAUAAUGUUCUACUGCAAGGCAGAUAUGGAAAGUACAGCAAAAGAAAAAAAAAUGUAAUUGAUGGAAUAGUAGGGAUAUUCAUUAUUCAAUAGUUUUUCUUUCUUUGUGUUUGUACUUUGUAUAUAUACUUUUAUUCUGUGAAAGAUGUGCUUGGUUUAUAUUUCUACUCUCAUUUUCAUCUAUAACAUUUUUAUUUUAUAAUGUUA
Messenger RNA from Gossypium raimondii (Peruvian cotton), 2796 nucleotides. RefSeq names its product O-fucosyltransferase 6. NCBI's taxonomy places the organism in Eukaryota, Viridiplantae, Streptophyta, Magnoliopsida, Malvales, Malvaceae. Bases 43 to 1833 code for a protein of 596 amino acids. The record is from RefSeq and is a predicted model, not a curated record. The transcript has 10 exons.